UACCAAUUAUUCGCCACAAUUCGCCAUAUUUUGCAUAUCAUCUGUCACUGAUAUCAACCAACUUCAGUAUUGUUAUUCAAUAAAAAUUGGUCAGAUCCUUCACUCGGCUCUUCACAAUAACCUGGAAAAGAUAAAUUAUUUCUACAAACAAGAUGAAGAAGCAAGCUAGAAAUGCAUUGUUGGACAAAGCCCAUAAAGGAUUCGUUUGGGCGUGUCUCGGAUUAACCGCUUAUGGAUCGUACUUGAUAACUUUGCGAGUGUAUCGAUAUUUCACUGUUAUUGCACCAGCAAAGGAAGCCUACCAGCGAGAAUUGUUACAAAAAGCCGAAAUGGAAAAGAACCAAAGUGGGCUGUCGCUUGAUAAGGCUCCUGAAUUGAAGAUGUAACCAUUGUUUUGUAUAUAGAGACUGUUGACUUUGUGGAAUCUGAAUGUUGAUUCAAAUUCGUGUAAAGAAUUAAGAGAAAUAAAAUUUAGUGAAGAUUAACU
Molecule: messenger RNA, 487 nt
Organism: Bradysia coprophila
Lineage: Eukaryota; Metazoa; Arthropoda; Insecta; Diptera; Sciaridae
Source: RefSeq, a predicted model, not a curated record